Molecule: messenger RNA, 965 nt
Organism: Racocetra persica
Lineage: Eukaryota; Fungi; Glomeromycota; Glomeromycetes; Diversisporales; Gigasporaceae
Source: the annotation of a GenBank genome assembly
UAUCGAUUCUUAUGAGGCUAGAAUACCGAGUAGAGCUUCCGGAUCAUGACUGGGUCAUUGCUAAAAGGCAUAAGCUGAUUUCUUCAGUUUAUGCAGUAUUAGAUAUGCAAGAAGGUAAGUAUGCACAUGCUGAUACGGUAACAUAUUCGGGCCCAACUUUUAUAAGAAUCCACAGUAGUAAGCAUGAUAGUAGUACCAUGUACUCACAUGAAAAAGAUUUUGAUGACUUGAUGAAUAAGAAGCAAUUGCGCAACUACACUACAACAACAAAUGAACAACCUAAACCUGUAGUGGUACUGCUAAGUGAUGGUAGUCCUGACGAGAAUCCUGCUGGAGAUGUUUUAACAUCAGUAUGGGAAAAUACAAUUAUAGAUAGUUAUCCGGUUCUUGUCAAAUAUAUAAAUCCUUUUAAAGAAUAUCACUAUCCAAAUGAGAAGUCGGCACUUUGGAUAGAGAAACAUAUAAUGACUUGUUGUUACAUGACUCAAGUCACAAAGUGUGAUGAUCAAAGCUAUCGCAAACCAUUUCGAAGUGGAAUAAGACAAAUUCUUCCUAAUUGCUUUUUCCCCCACCACUCAAAAUUUAACAAAAGCCUUUCGGAAUCUAACUUAUCUGUAGAACCUUCUUUGGAUGUUCAAGAUUUCCAAGUAGACACUAAUGCGUCUAUUUACAACUAUCGACAUGAUGAAGUCUUGGUUAGUAACCAAAGUAAGGACGCUAUGUGGGUGGAAAAAGAAAUAGUACCAGAAGAUGUAUUAGAAACUUAUCAUCAACAAGUACAGAUUCAAGAAAAAUUGAUUGCAGAUAAAGUAUUAAUAGUUGACUGGGACACUUGGAAUCAAUCUAUUUCUUCAUAUUCAAUAGUAUAUUUGACUUAUAAUAGUAUUACUAGAAAAGCUGAAUACAGACCCAAAAAACCACAUCAUGGCAACGGAGAGAGGAGUAAAUCGAGUGGAAUACCAUUG